AGCUAAAUGUACCCUAAAGAACAGGAAAUGAGCAUUCAACACAUCUCCAAUAACGACAUGUCGCCUGCUUGAACAGCCCCAUUUCUAAAUUAUAACGUUGUUUUUUUUGGCAAACAUCUAUUACUAACAAUAUACAUAUAGCGUGAACAUACGUGGCUAUUGAAGUUUGAUUCCAAAAGUCUCGACUGUGAACGAAGUGUUUUUCCGUGAGCAGGGCGUGUUGGAGUGUGUUUGGGGACUCCUCGUUAGAUGUUAGCUGGUUAGCUCCGGUUCGUUACUUUCUUUGGGGUUUGAUCUUCGGGGUUUGAAGAUGGGCUGCACGCUGAGCACGGACGACAAGGCGGCGCAGGAGCGCAGCAAGAUGAUCGACAGGAACCUGCGGGACGACGGAGAGAAGGCGGCCCGGGAGGUGAAGCUUCUUCUGCUGGGUGCUGGAGAGUCUGGCAAGAGUACCAUUGUCAAACAAAUGAAGAUCAUCCAUGAGGCUGGGUAUUCUGAGGAGGAAUGUAAGCAGUACAAGGCUGUGGUCUACAGCAACACCAUCCAGUCCAUCAUCGCCAUCAUCAGAGCCAUGGGCCGCCUCAAGAUCGACUUUGCUGACUCCGCCAGGGCGGACGAUGCGCGCCAGCUGUUUGUCCUGGCGGGUUCUGCAGAGGAGGGCUUCAUGACCGGAGAGCUGGCCGGGGUGAUCCAGCGGCUGUGGAAGGACGGCGGCGUCCAGGCCUGCUUCGGGCGCUCCAGAGAGUAUCAGCUCAACGACUCGGCUGCUUACUAUCUGAAUGACCUGGACAGGAUAGCCAAUGCCGUUUAUGUGCCCACGCAGCAGGACGUGCUCCGGACCCGGGUCAAGACCACUGGCAUCGUGGAAACACACUUCACCUUCAAGGACCUGCACUUCAAGAUGUUUGACGUUGGCGGACAGCGAUCCGAGAGGAAGAAGUGGAUCCACUGCUUCGAGGGCGUGACCGCCAUCAUCUUCUGCGUGGCGCUCAGCGACUACGACCUAGUGCUGGCGGAGGACGAGGAGAUGAACCGGAUGCACGAGAGCAUGAAGCUGUUCGACUCCAUCUGCAACAACAAGUGGUUCACGGACACCUCCAUCAUCCUCUUCCUCAACAAGAAGGACCUGUUUGAGGAGAAGAUCAAGAGGAGUCCUCUGACCAUCUGCUUCCCUGAAUACGCAGGCUCCAACACAUACGAGGAGGCGGCCGCCUACAUCCAGUGUCAGUUCGAGGACCUGAACAAGAGGAAGGACACCAAGGAGAUCUACACCCACUUCACCUGCGCCACCGACACCAAGAACGUGCAGUUUGUGUUUGACGCCGUCACAGACGUCAUCAUCAAGAACAACCUAAAGGACUGCGGCCUCUUCUGAGGCAGUGCUCGGCCGCCCGCAGUGACUCGUCUUCAAAGGGAGUCUGUGACCGAGGGACCUCUACAUGGACGCUGUGGAGAAUGGCACUGUUAACCUCUUAACUUAUGAUGCUAUCUAAAAGGUUUUAAAGAUGGUGUGUAGAGAAAAAAAAAAGCAUUUGUGUAUAAUAUUUGUACAACUGUCUAUGGCUGGGGUUUUUCACUGUUUUUUAAAUGUGUUUUACUUCUCAUUUUUUAUUUUAAGGAAAAAUGCUUUUUUGCAUUUAUUUCUUAAUGCUUUUUGAAAGGAUCAAACUUCAUCUUUGAUUUCUCUUUGUAGGAACUUGUGCCUUGCAUGCCUUCGUUGCUGUGUCUUUUAAUUUCCUUUGCCUCAAGUUAGCUGUUUGAUCGUAUAGAUGUUACCAUGGAAACAUUUUAAACCCUCACCAUUCAUGAUGAUCUUGUUUCCACAAGCAUGCAUCACAGAUAAUAAUUUUUUUUUGCUAGCAAGGAAGACCAAGUCGCCCUCUGAAGACCAAUUUACUCUGAGCCUGGAAGACUGUGAGCAUGAUGUCGGCCAUUUUAUGUGUGUUCCUCCCUCCCUUCAAAUGGAUUCUUGGUGUGUGUGUGUGUGUGUGUGUGUCUGAGCGUGUUCAUCUUUGCAUACACGUGUAUACAAAAUAGAAAUCAAAGGGACCUAUUUUCCUCCUAUUCAUCCUCAAAACUUGUGAUUUUUUUUUAUGAGACCAAAAAUGAUACACUGAUUAACAUGUGCAUGGUCUUGAUUAUUGCUAUCAAGGCAAACAUUCCUAUUCCAAAUACACUGAGAUGCUUUGACACAAGGAUCAUCAAGCGACUCUGUAGCAGCAUGGUGGUAAGUCCACUGCUACCAUGGAUGAUAAUAUGUCCUAAUAGUCCCUAAUCACGUGCACUUUGGAUAGAUUAGGAUCUGUACUGGAUUAAGGUUACAAACCCCAAGCCCCAAACCUUUUGAUUCCAUUGGAUGGGGACCAGCAAUUUCCAUAUUUUUUUUGCUAAUAAAAGUGUUGCUAUGGUGAGACAUGGCAACCCAUCCUACCUAUUUGUCUGACUGUUUUCUCUGUGAAUUUUUUACGUUUUGGAUGGAAAAUAUGAUUUUAUGGGUCGUCAACUCGUCAUUGUGUGUCUGGUACGUACAUACCCGGUUUUACUGCUGACUUGAUGUACUGUAUCUGGAUGUGUUGCUGAGCAUGGAAAGCUGUGACUGCGGACCAUGCCAAGGUGUUGGAAGACGAGACCCUCACCCUUUAACAGUUUUCCACAGUAUUACUGCUUGUUUUCAAUGCAAGUCUACUCUGAAAUGCCGCCCAGUGUUUAACGUAUGAAUGUGUCCGGUCACUGGUCUGACACACUGAUCACUGGUCUGUGGGGGGUUCUCACCAGCGUGUCUUCUGAAGUUGCUGAUAGGCUAAUGGUGAGAUGUCUAGAAUUGAAUGGCAUGUAGCAGAAUUGGAAUAUAAGUCACUUUUUUUAUUAUUAUUGAUAUGUCUCCAUGAGAAUAAGGUGUUUUCGUUAGCGGAGAAUGAGCCGUUAUUUCUACAGAGGUGCAGUCCUCUUCCAGUGGCCCAGAAAGGACUAACCUUUCCAGAGAGGUUUUUACUCUUGUGUGGCUUGUGUUUUAUUACCGAAAUGGUUUAGCAGCUCCAUCUAGUGUUUCAAACUGGUCUAACUGGCUGGGAUCGCCAUUACGACAGGCUUCCCAAUUAUUCGCUGGUGUCCUUGAACAACAC
This is a messenger RNA of Gadus chalcogrammus (walleye pollock), 3122 nucleotides long. Its product is annotated as guanine nucleotide-binding protein G(i) subunit alpha-1. Gene Ontology annotation, cellular component: heterotrimeric G-protein complex. The record is from RefSeq and is a predicted model, not a curated record. Gene Ontology annotation, molecular function: GTP binding; GTPase activity; G protein-coupled serotonin receptor binding. The transcript is spliced from 9 exons. Bases 311 to 1375 code for a protein of 354 amino acids. NCBI's taxonomy places the organism in Eukaryota, Metazoa, Chordata, Actinopteri, Gadiformes, Gadidae. Gene Ontology annotation, biological process: adenylate cyclase-modulating G protein-coupled receptor signaling pathway.